UUGAGCCUCUGUAUUAUAAAAAGGAAGCUCAUCUAUAGUAGGAAGACACAACUUACAUAGAUAACAAUGCCAAUGGCUAGUUUCUUACCUAUUCUCUUGUUAUCUUGGUUUCUUUUUGCUCAUUUCCUCUGUUUAGUAGCCGUAGCAGAGAGAACAACAUACAUUGUCCAUUUAGACAAGUCUUUAAUGCCAAAGAUGUUUGCUAGUCACCAUCACUGGCAUUCUUCCACUAUUGAAUCCAUCAAGAUUGCAACUCCUGCUUCACUUAAUAGCCACCAUCCUGCUCCAAAGCUUCUUUAUUCUUAUGACAAUGUCUUUCAUGGCUUUAGUGCUGUUUUGUCCAAAGAUGAGCUAGAAGCUCUAAAGAAGUCCCCAGGCUUCAUUUCAGCUUAUAAAGAUACGUCUCUUGAAGCUCACACUACACAUACCUCUGAUUUUCUUAAGCUCAACCCUUCCUCUGGUCUAUGGCCAGCUUCUGGUUUUGGCCAAGAUGUGGUCAUUGGUAUUAUCGACUCUGGUGUCUGGCCGGAAUCUGCUAGUUUCAGAGAUGAUGGGAUGCCUGAAAUCCCAAAAAGGUGGAAGGGAAUUUGUCGUCCUGGCACGGAGUUCAACACUUCAAUGUGCAACAGGAAACUCAUUGGGGCUAAUUACUUCAAUAGAGGACUAUUGGCAAGUAAUCCUGAUGUGAACAUUUCCAUGAAUUCCGCAAGGGACACUGGCGGUCAUGGGACACAUGUUGCCUCUAUUGCUGCUGGUAAUUUUGUCAAAGGAGCAUCAUAUUUCGGAUAUGCACAGGGAACAGCAAAAGGGGUUGCACCACGAGCUAGGCUUGCUGUGUAUAAAUUUAGCUUUAAUGAAGGGGAAGUCGCUUCUGAUUUGAUUGCAGCUAUGGACCAAGCAGUUGCAGAUGGUGUUGACAUGAUAUGCAUUUCUUAUGGCUGGCGCUUUAUUCCUUUAUAUGAAGAUACUAUUGCAAUAGCUGCUUUCGGUGCGAUGGCCAAGGGUGUGUUGGUUUCUGCUUCAGCAGGAAACCGUGGUCCUGGUAUGGGAAGUUUAAACAAUGGAGUACCAUGGAUCUUCACAGUGGCGGCAGGCCAUACUGACCGUUGGUUUUCAGGGACUCUGACCCUGGGAAAUGGCCUAAAGAUAAGGGGAUGGAGCUUGUUCCCAGCAAGAGCUAUUAUUGAGGAUUGGCCUGUAAUUUACAACAAGACAGUUUCUGCCUGUGAUUCAGCUGAAUUAUUAGCUCAAGUACCUGAUGCUGGACGUAGCAUCAUCAUUUGUCGGAGGAGCGGAGACGCGGAGGAAGUCUCUGACCAAAUGAACUCUGUCGCAGAGGCAAGACUUGGAGCGGCCAUCUUUAUUUCCAACGAUCCAGCCGUAUUAAGGACCAUUCAAUUUCCAAAUCCUGGAGUUGUUAUAACCCCCAAGGAAGGCAAACAGGUUAUCAAUUAUGCUUCAAGGACUGCUGAACCCAAGGCCAGCAUUAGUUUCCUGGAGACACAUUUGGACAGAAAGCCUGCUCCAUUUGUUUCUGCAUCCUCAGCUAGAGGCCCCUCUCGAAGCUAUCUGAGAGUGGCAAAGCCAGACAUAUUAGCACCAGGAGUGUUAAUUCUAGCCGCCUGGCCAUGUAAUAUUGCAGAAGCAAAAAUUGGUACCAAUAUAGAAUUGGCAACUGAUUACCUUCUGGAAUCAGGCACAUCCAUGGCUGCUCCUCACAUUGCUGGAAUAGCUGCAAUGGUUAAAGGUGCACAUCCUGAAUGGAGUCCUUCCGCUAUUCGUUCAGCCAUGAUGACCACUGCCAACCCUUUGGAUAAUACGCAAAAACCUAUAAGGAAUUCUGAGGAUAACAAACCUUCUACACCACUGGACAUGGGAGCUGGGCAUGUUGAUCCUAACCGGGCUCUUGAUCCAGGACUCAUAUAUGAUACCACUCCGCAAGAUUAUGUUAAUCUUCUCUGUUCUUUGAACUUCACAGAAGAGCAGUUCAAAACAAUUGCAAGAUCAUCAGCUAACCACAAUUGCUCAAAACCUUCCUCGGAUGUCAACUACCCAUCAUUUAUUGCAUUCUUUAGCGCACAAGGGAACUUCACUUGGUUGGAGCAGAAAUUCACAAGGACAGUAACAAAUGUUGGAAGCGGUGCAGCCAAGUAUAGAGUGAAAGUGAAAGCACCAAGGAAUUCAAAGGUUUCUGUGUCACCGCAAACUUUGGUUUUUAAGAAGAAAAAUCAGAAGUUGAGCUACACUUUGACCAUUCGUUACAAAGACGACAUAGAACAAGAAGUCCAAUCUGGUUCAAUCACUUGGGUGGAAGAGAAAGGAAAUCAUACAGUAAGAAGUCCUAUUGUAAUAUCUCCAGAGAUAGAGAUCUGGGAGUGAAACUCUGCAACUAGCACAAGCUCUUGCAUUUUCUAAGUUUGUAUUCUGUCUGGAAUAGCCAGAUACAUG
This is a messenger RNA of Lycium ferocissimum, 2448 nucleotides long. Its product is annotated as subtilisin-like protease SBT3. Bases 67 to 2379 code for a protein of 770 amino acids. The record is from RefSeq and is a predicted model, not a curated record. Gene Ontology annotation, molecular function: serine-type endopeptidase activity. Gene Ontology annotation, biological process: proteolysis. The transcript has a single exon. NCBI's taxonomy places the organism in Eukaryota, Viridiplantae, Streptophyta, Magnoliopsida, Solanales, Solanaceae.